Peromyscus leucopus (white-footed mouse) is the source of this 1792-nucleotide messenger RNA. It is a transcript of the gene Abhd18, whose product is annotated as abhydrolase domain containing 18. NCBI's taxonomy places the organism in Eukaryota, Metazoa, Chordata, Mammalia, Rodentia, Cricetidae. The record is from RefSeq and is a predicted model, not a curated record. The coding region runs from base 1 to 1395 and encodes 464 amino acids. The transcript has 12 exons.
AUGGGUGUAAGCAAGUUAGAUAUUCUGUACCGGAGACUUCUCCUCACAAAACUUUUCAUCAGAGGAUGGGGAAGGCCAGAAGAUCUCAAGAGACUCUUUGAAUUCAGAAAGAUGAUUGGAAAUCGAGAAAGGUGCCAGAAUCUGGUUUCACGCGACUAUCCGGUACACAUUGAUAAGGUUGAAGAGCAGUCAGAUUGUAAGAUCCUAGAUGGACACUUUGUUUCUCCCAUGGCCCACUAUGUGCCUGGUAUCAUGCCAGUUGAAUCCGUUAUUGCAAGGUUCCAAUUUAUUGUGCCUAAGGAAUGGAACAGCAGAUACAGACCUGUGUGCAUUCAUCUGGCUGGAACAGGAGACCAUCAUUACUGGAGGCGCAGAACUCUCAUGGCUCGUCCUAUGAUUAAGGAGGCCCGAAUGGCUUCAUUGUUGCUAGAAAACCCUUAUUAUGGCUGCAGGAAGCCCAAGGACCAAGUAAGAUCCAGCUUAAAAAAUGUGUCUGACCUAUUUGUGAUGGGAGGCGCUCUUAUUCUGGAGUCUGCAGCUCUCUUGCACUGGCUAGAGAGGGAAGGUUAUGGACCUCUUGGGAUGACUGGAAUAUCCAUGGGAGGACAUAUGGCCUCCUUAGCAGUAUCCAACUGGCCCAAGCCCAUGCCAUUAAUUCCAUGCCUGUCUUGGUCCACAGCAUCUGGGGUCUUCACUACGGGUGUAUUGAGUAAAUCAAUUAAUUGGCGGGAGCUGGAAAAGCAGUAUUAUACACAGACAGUUUAUGAAGAAGAAAUUAUUCAUAUGCUUGAAUACUGUGGGACGGAUUCUUUCAAAAUGGGACAUGAGUUCAUGAAACACUUCCCUAGCAGUGCAGACAAGCUGACUAACCUGAAUCUGGUUUCUAGAAUGUUAAAUUUAGAUAUGACAGACCAAGUUGUGUCCCCAAAGCAUGCUGAGUGCCAAAAUUCUGGUAAAACAUCUAUCAGUACUACUUCAAAAGGACGCUUGUUGCAAGAUACUGCUAAGAUGGAAUGCCUGAAUCAAACACUCUCAACUAACAAAAGUCGUUAUGCAAGUUACAACCCUCAGUCAUUUCACCUGCUCAGCAGAGAACAAAAAAGAAGCAAUCUUCAAAAAGAAUCUCUAAUAUUCAUGAAAGGAGUCAUGGAUGAAUGCACUCAUGUAGCAAACUUCUCAGUUCCAGUUGACCCAAGCCUCAUCAUAGUGGUACAAGCCAAAGAGGAUGCCUAUAUUCCACGCACAGGAGUUCGAAGCCUACAAGAAAUUUGGCCUGGUUGUGAAAUCCGGUACUUAGAAGGGGGUCAUAUCAGUGCUUAUCUCUUUAAACAAGGACUCUUCAGACAAGCCAUCUAUGAUGCCUUUGAACGUUUCCUUCAUAAAUAUGCUAACUAAUUGGAUCGAUGUGUAACAUCCUGUUUCCUACUAAAAGAGUUCAUCCUGUGAUGAUGUGAAAGAUAAGCAGACAGCCCUGCUUACCUGACCGCUGCCAUGUAGUCUGUAUGCCAGUGUUAUGGGUCAGUUACCAACUGUGGAUGCAUUUCAGUAAUGUAAAAGCAGUACUUGAAUCAUAUAAUCCUGAAGUAUUUGUUACUCUUUUGAAAAUCUAAUAUAUCCAAUAUGAUAUCUGUUGUUAUUAUUUAUAAAAACAUUUUAAUUAUGAAUAAUUUAUUGAUUCAGAAUAAAUAGAAACCCUAUUGGUUUUUAAUAGAAUUGUUGAAACUAAGAUUAUAACAUCAUAUGUACUGUAUACUAUUAUAUGGCAUUUGUGAUAUUAACUUGAUUUUAAAAA